This is a messenger RNA of Scomber scombrus (Atlantic mackerel), 2381 nucleotides long. RefSeq names its product secretion associated, Ras related GTPase 1B (gene sar1b). The coding region runs from base 179 to 775 and encodes 198 amino acids. The record is from RefSeq and is a predicted model, not a curated record. Gene Ontology annotation, cellular component: endoplasmic reticulum exit site; COPII vesicle coat. Gene Ontology annotation, molecular function: GTPase activity; GTP binding. Gene Ontology annotation, biological process: intracellular protein transport; membrane organization; endoplasmic reticulum to Golgi vesicle-mediated transport. The transcript is spliced from 7 exons. Lineage: Eukaryota; Metazoa; Chordata; Actinopteri; Scombriformes; Scombridae.
GUUGUUGGACAGCCAUUGCAGUGUCGUGGCUCAGUAACAAAACACGAAGAAAAAAAAGGAGAGGAGGACCUGGACCUUUUUUUUUCUCUGGACCCGGGGGGAAGCCAAUUUACAUGAUUAGUAGAGCGACUCGGUAAAGUAAUCUACACCUAAAUAACGGGAUUCAACAGCUCCGGAUAUGGCUUUCAUAUUUGAUUGGAUUUAUAGCGGUUUCAAUAGUGUACUACAGUUUUUAGGACUGUACAAGAAAUCCGGCAAGUUAGUAUUUCUUGGCCUGGACAAUGCUGGCAAAACGACACUACUGCACAUGCUCAAAGAUGACAGAUUGGGACAGCAUGUGCCAACUUUACAUCCAACCUCGGAAGAGUUGACAAUUGCUGGCAUGACUUUCACCACCUUCGACCUUGGAGGCCACGCACAAGCCCGCAGAGUUUGGAAAAACUACCUCCCUGCCAUAAAUGGUAUUGUCUUCCUUGUGGAUUGUGCAGACCUCACCAGAUUGGGUGAAUCAAAAGCAGAACUUGAUGCAUUAAUGACAGACGAGACCAUUGGAAAUGUGCCUAUCCUGAUCCUGGGCAACAAGAUCGACAGACCAGAAGCCAUCAGUGAGGAGAAGCUGAGAGAACUUUUUGGAUUGUAUGGACAGACGACAGGCAAGGGCAACAUUCCCAUGAAGGAGCUGAACACGAGACCACUGGAGGUGUUCAUGUGCAGCGUGUUGAAGAGGCAGGGCUACGGCGAGGGCUUCCGCUGGCUCUCCCAGUACAUCGACUAAAGCGGCCAACCCCCGUAACACACCAACGACACCACCACCAUCAGGGGGGAGGGCGCUAAACCCAACCACUCAAGACGCCCACCGUUGCCACCAGUACCAUCAUACUCAGCCCCAUGUUUGGUUAAACAAGUUUGCCUCCACCUUCAGAGAAACCAGUACAACUUGAUCCCAAUAGACUUUUAUUGGUCGAACAUUUGGUUCCGCACUUACAACAUUCAUACCUGUAUGCGCGCACACACACAUAUAUACACACUCGUUUCCAUCUCUCUUUCUUUUUCUAAGAGAGUAACAUAGCAUUGGUUCCACAGCAAAGGGUGUUCAAAUUCAAACGGAUGAAUCUUUUCUAUAUUGUGUCUGUCGUUUGCUGCCCUCGCUCCCUCCCUUCCUGCCAUCUGUUGAGUGUGAUGAUAGAUGCAUUCUAACUGUAAAUCUGUACAUGAUUUCAUUGGUAAAUCAACUAUCCUUGAUGCCUCUCCCCCCUUCUUCAACCCAUUUUGAGCAAUGACAGAGCAACAUAGUUGUAUACAUUGGGGUACACUUUUUUAACAGUAGACAUUCAUUCAACAUUGUAUUUAAUCACCACCUUUUGGUUUGUCUUGUUUUUUGUUUUUUACAUGAUUUCAAAACGUACAAUGUGUGGCCACGUAUACAGCCCCCAUUAUAGACAUACGGCUGUUUCACCCAUUUAAUAAAACAUCGACCAGUGCAUUUAUCUUAGUGUAACAGAAAUUAGAUCCAUUUCUUUAGGCUACUUGGAAGUGAAAAUACUUUUGUUCCAGACUUCUAUCUCAUGGGCACACUAGCGCUGAGCGGAUCCAAGUAGUCUGUGGGCUCCCUUUUUUAAAGAGAAGCAUGGGGUGGUAGUACAGUAAAUGGGAAGAGAUUUUUAAUAGAGAAUAAUACUGGCUAUAACCCCAACAAAGUUUGUUGAAAUCGUGUAGAUAGCACAAUGGUCAGUUGCUGCAAAGAAAACUAUUUAAGUAAAUGAUAAUUUGGAAUAACUAGCUUGAAAAUAACACGCAGUGAAAGAUGUAGGGAGAAUGAGCAGAUGGUUGUAACAUCUAGUAUUCGCCAAUAUUAGGGGUCCAUCUACAAAUGUAUAUUCCAGCGCAGACCUUUUUACAGGGUGAAUCUAGUGACCAAGCGUAGAUAACGAAGGAAACAGUCCCACAAUGGGAAUAGGUAGAUAGGCCUAAGACACCUAUAAGAAAGGGACCAUAUAUAUAUGAAAUGUACAUGAACACCGUACAUGGAUUUUGUAUUUAUAGGUGGUAUCCUUUUAUCUAUGUGCAUUACCAGAAACUAUUAUGCAUGCCUUGUUCUUUUGAUUUUUAAUGACCAUUAUUCCAGAGAGUACAACAGGAGGUUAAAAAAAAAAAAAAAAAGAUGCCAAAAUUUACAAUGAGAGCUGAUUGUCAUGUUUUGUUCAGUUUUUUUUAGUUGUUUUUUUUUUUUUUAAAGGAAACAAUGGAAUUGCGCGUAAUACACACUUUUCUGUCCCUGUCCCUUUGUGUCUCUUUCAUUCCCUCAUGACAACGUGAUGAGCUGUUCCAACAAGGGUGGGACUUGCUGUUGUUUGCAUCAUUAAAAAAAUGUAAUAAAUGUU